CACAUGACCUUCCCCUACCCUCAAGUCUCACCCUUUGUUAAAUUCCGAACCGCUGCUCGAUUCUUCCCCCCGUUACCCACGCCGCCAGACUUCAGGGAUUUCCUCUUGUUUACCCCUCCCUGCCUCGCUGUCAUGGGUGCGGAAUCAGCGGAUGCCGCGGAGGUGAUCCCCUCUUUCCUCUCCGACACCGCGGCGAAGGUGUUCGUCGCUGGCCAAAGAGGUCUGGUCGGAUCCGCCAUCCACCGCAAGCUAGUGGCGCUCGGCUUCACCAACCUCCUUCUAUGCACCCACACCGAUCUCGACCUCACCCGCCAAGCCGACGUCGAGGCUUUCUUCGCAGCGGAGCGCCCCCGCUACGUCAUCGUCGCGGCGGCAAAGGUCGGCGGCAUCCACGCGAAUUCCUCCUACCCCGCCGACUUCAUCGCCGUCAACCUCCAGAUCCAGACCAACAUCAUUGACGCCGCCCUCCGCUGCGCUGGCGGCGCCGUCCGCAAGCUCCUCUUUCUUGGAUCCUCCUGCAUCUACCCUAAGCACGCCCCCCAGCCCAUCCCGGAGUCCGCCCUUCUAUCCGGCCCGCUCGAGCCGACCAACGAGUGGUACGCCAUCGCCAAGAUCGCCGGCAUCAAGAUGUGCCAGGCCUAUCGCAUCCAGCACGGCCUCGACGCCAUCUCCUCCAUGCCCACCAACCUUUACGGCCCCCAGGACAACUUCCACCCGGAGAACUCCCACGUCCUCCCGGCCCUGAUCCGGCGCUUCCACAACGCCAAGGUCGCGGGUGACAAGGAAGUGGUCGUCUGGGGCACCGGCUCGCCCUUGCGCGAGUUCCUCCACGUCGAUGAUCUUGCUGAUGCAGUGGUCUUCCUCAUGGACCGGUACUCCGGCUUGGAGCACGUCAAUGUUGGGAGCGGGAAGGAGGUGACCAUAAAAGAGUUAGCGGAGCUGGUGAAAGAGGUGGUCGGAUUUAAGGGAGAGCUCGUGUGGGACAAGACUAAGCCCGACGGUACGCCGAGGAAGCUCAUGGACAGCUCGAAGCUGGCCGCAAUGGGGUGGGAGGCGAAGAUCCCCCUCCGCCAAGGACUGGCGGAUACCUACAACUGGUAUGUGGAGAAUGUUGUGGAACAUUAACCCUCAUUCUUCGAUCUAUUACUGCAUUUGACGCAUUUCAAGAAGGAGCAAUCAAAGAGUUUCAAUAAGUGACAAAUCCAGUGGAAUUUUUUCUGACAGUAAAUUCCACCAAACAAGUCAUAUUCAAGGCAAUAUUGCUAAGUAAAUUUGCAAGUUAUUCUAUUGUCAAUUAGAUGCUACCUUUGAAGCUUGAAAAUUCCAAUGUGAAGUUUCAGAAUCCACUCUUUGAUGCAGUGU
Molecule: messenger RNA, 1362 nt
Organism: Zingiber officinale
Lineage: Eukaryota; Viridiplantae; Streptophyta; Magnoliopsida; Zingiberales; Zingiberaceae
Product: probable GDP-L-fucose synthase 1
Exons: 1
Coding region: 4-1125 (373 amino acids)
Biological process (GO): nucleotide-sugar biosynthetic process
Molecular function (GO): GDP-L-fucose synthase activity
Source: RefSeq, a predicted model, not a curated record